AUGAGCGCCAAAUCGGCGCCAGUUCAGAUUCUCCCUGGCAAAAGCCUGGGCUUUAUCAGUAUGUCUGAUGAUCGACAUCUAUAUCUAGAUGCGGGGAGAGCGUCAAGCUUACUUAUAUUCACAGCUCUCGGUGCUUCUCUACACAACGUUUUGACUCGAGUCAAAUCACACCCUCAGACCUAUCCUGCGAUCGAUCUUGCCUAUUCUUCCACCGAUCCUUUGCGUAACCCUGUUGUUCUCCAGUUACCUUCAAAUGGGCUCCGCCUACGGUUCGACGGUCCCGAUCAACGACUACGUCUGAUCGAAGUCCUGGAUUUCUCUCGGGUGGACCUAUUAUACAAGAACCAAGAUGUCAUGAAAGGUGGAAAGUCAACGGAGCAGCCGACAUCUUCUCAGGGGCCUAGCUUCCGUCAUGUCUACAAUCGACUCUUCGGUCCAUCCUAUCCUGGUGAAUAUAUACCUCCACCAGACCAGUCACCCUACGGCACCUAUGUGCUCUCAUAUCCCGGGGUUGCUUUUUCUUUCCCACUGCAGCAUUCGGCCUGGUCCGAGCAAUGCGAUUUUGUAGCACUUCUAUCUUCUUCUGCUGCGCAGCCAGCAACCUCCAUGUCCAUUUUCCAAGGGUCCUCGUGGCCCGAGGUCCGUGCGAAACUCUUCAUUCAGCAACCUCAAUACCCCCGCGCAUCGGCAGUAGUCAGCAAGACCCGUGACUCAUUCGCAGAUGAAGUUGAAGAGUUUCAUAUUCUCGGCGCUGGAAAGUUGGAAGCAUCACGACGAACAGGCCCUCCGGUAUCCAUCGUCCUUGGGGAGACCAGUCCACAAGACUUGAUCGCGGAGUUCGGGCCUCCCGAUGCGAUCUAUCGUAAACAUGAUCGCCGCAUCUCUAUUCACCGCGCAACUGGGACCAGUGGCGCAGACCCGUUGAAUCCAAAUCUAUCGCCAGGAAGAAAUUUGGAUUUACCUGAUACUGAUCAUUCAUCCACUAAUAGCAUCGCUGAUGAUUCCGAUGAAGAAACACCCGCAGGACAAGUGAGCGAUCCAGGUUCCUUGCCCGCUGAAAGUUUCUUUAAUUAUUUCCAUCAUGGAUUUGAUGCAUUUAUUUCACAUCCAUGUACACCGGGCCCUGCGUUCCCUGCGUCCGGCAUUCCAGACCCGACCGCGCCAUCACUUCCUUCUACUCAGUUGGUCGUGACCAAGAUCAUCCUACAUGGCAAUGUUCCGGGGUCAUACCCGUUUAACCGCCACCGUCGAAGUCGCUGGACUAUUCAUCCAGAUGAAACCAGCCUAGGACUGAAUGCCGAGUCACCUUACGAUGAGAUCUCGGAGCGGCUGCGUGCAGUAUGGAAGGGGUCCUAUUCUAACCCUGGAGAGGAGCGCGCCACACAGCGACCGAUGGUUUUGAACCGCGACUGGGGUGACAGCCCCGAGAGCAGUGUUGAGUUCCUCGGAGGUUGGGAGGAGACCACCGCCAAAGGACAGCCCUCCGGUGUAGAUGGACACGACGGUAAGUUAGGCAACACGGAACUCUUUGGAUUCCCGGGACUUUUAUUUGAAGUCUUGAAGAACGGGGCUGUCAGCUCUCUGACGGUCUACUGA
Penicillium manginii is the source of this 1596-nucleotide messenger RNA. RefSeq names its product UPF0183 domain protein. The record is from RefSeq and is a predicted model, not a curated record. Gene Ontology annotation, biological process: Golgi to plasma membrane protein transport. Bases 1 to 1596 code for a protein of 531 amino acids. NCBI's taxonomy places the organism in Eukaryota, Fungi, Ascomycota, Eurotiomycetes, Eurotiales, Aspergillaceae. The transcript has a single exon. Gene Ontology annotation, cellular component: trans-Golgi network.